Molecule: messenger RNA, 3202 nt
Organism: Lethenteron reissneri (Far Eastern brook lamprey)
Lineage: Eukaryota; Metazoa; Chordata; Hyperoartia; Petromyzontiformes; Petromyzontidae
Product: thioredoxin-related transmembrane protein 1-like
Cellular component (GO): endomembrane system
Molecular function (GO): disulfide oxidoreductase activity
Source: RefSeq, a predicted model, not a curated record
ACCACCACCACCAUCUCCCCCACCCAGCAUCAGCUCCUGCAGCAAGCAGCAGAAGCAGCGGCCAUCCCUUGACACAGUCUUGAUGGUGUUGGUGUUGUUGUUGUUCUAACAAAUCGAUAACUAACAAUCUCUGAUGGCGAGCCGGCGUGUUGUGGCGUCUCUGGGCGCGCUGCUGCUGCUGCCGCUGUUGUUGUUGUCAUCGCUUGUGGCGGCGGUCGCGGCAACGAAGGGCGGCGUGGAGGUGGUGGCCGAUGACGACUGGAGGAAGAUCCUGGAAGGGGAGUGGAUGGUGGAAUUCUACGCGCCUUGGUGUCCGGCCUGCCAACAGCUACAGCCCGAGUGGGUGAAGUUGGCCGCCUGGAGCAAAGACCUGAACAUCAGGGUUGGCAAGGUGGACAUCACGUUACAGACAGGUCUCAGUGGUCGAUUCCUAAUUACCUCCCUGCCUACGAUUUACCACAUACACGAGGGGGUGUUCCGCCAGUACGAGGGAUCGCGUCUGGAGAAGGACUUCCUGAGCUUCAUCGAGGAUAAGAAAUGGCUGGGGGUGAAGCCGGUCUCCUCCUGGGUGGACCCCAACUCACUCGCGAUGUCUGGUAUGUCUGCGUUGAUGGACUUCUCUCACUGGAUCAAGAACACCCAUGCCUACCUCACCGAGCAGCUCGGCAUUCCCGUGUGGGUCUCUUACCUGCUCUUCUCUCUGGCAACCAUCCUCAUGGGCCUUCUCCUCGGAGCGGUCUUUGUGCUGGUGAUAGACCGCGUGUGUCCUCCCAAACGACAUCCGUCUGCCAAGGCCAAGCGAGUGGAGGUGCUGAGCGGCCGUCACGCGCCCGCACCUGCCAGGGGCAACGUAGGGCAGGCACAGGCACGGCCAGAAGCGGGGACAAGCGCAGAGGAGACGGAGCCUGUGGGGAAAAUCUCGGACGCAUUGUUUACCGACGGAAGCGAGCUCCGUCAACGGCAAGUCCACCCGACGGAAGAGGACUGAAGUGGCAUCACACAGCGCGAGAGAUAGUCUCUGUGAAUUGUUUUCACUUUGUGGAAGAUGCAGCAAUUGCUGUCACUCUUGAUUUUUCUUUAUAAGUUCUUGGAGUUUAGAAUGUUUUUUUUUAAUUAUCGGUCACUUUACGUUUAAUGACCUUUCGUUUGUCAAUGGGGAACCCAGCCUUUUGGAUUAAUUGUGAAUGGGGGUAUUUAUGCCGCCGAUGUGUUCCAUCAAACGUAAUUCCACUGCAUCGUACCGUGCGCGAGCUAAAGCACAUUUCGCCGAGCGAUCCAAACGACGACCCAGUGUCCCCCCCGUCUAAAGUUAUACUUGUGGGGGUGGGGUGGUCUUGCACUUGUCACACAAUGCUCUCCUUUCUAGCAGCAUGCUAACAUUUCCAAUUAUGCAGAAAACAUAACCAUUGCGGUGUCUCUUUUUCUUCAAAGGAUCGAUUUGCUUUGUUUGUACCGUCUUUUUUCUAUUCUUUAGUUGCAGGAAUUUUCACCGCCGUCGUUUUGUGUUGCCCAUCGUGUCGACGGGGUUCUUUUUAAUUUGACAGCACAAAAAACUCGGCCUGACAAAAAAAAACACGCUCGCAGGAAUGAGUGUCUGUGGAACGGGAGGAAUGCUGUGCACGAGCCAUACUUCAUUCAUUCUGCUCAUCUCACCCGUUAAAAUCCCACAUUUUCAUAUUCUCUAUCAUCGCCUUUUGUCAACCACGGCCAACACCCCCCCCCCAUGCUGGAUGAAGCCCCUCCCCAAACCACCGCCAAGUCUAGCGGUAGUGCAAAGCAGCACAUAGCAUCUGCACACAAGCGCCGUUGUCAUCCUGAUCGAAAUUCAUUUGCUUCGGGGUUUUUGUUUUAGUCCCAAGUAAACUCAAAUUCAACGCAUCCGUCAAUAAGACUGCCCCAAAAAGGGGUGGGGGGGGCCCUUUAUCGAAGGACAAAUUGAGAAUGGCUAUUGCUUGAAAUGUCCAUUUCUUUUAAGGCGGUGUUGUUGAUAAACUUUUGAGCUGUGGCUCUUUUGUGCCAAUACACCCGCUGGCAAUCUUAUCGGCAGCAAAACAAAAAGUUUAAAAUAAACUUUGCAAUGCUGUUCUGCUCGCGUUCCUUCAUGCCGUGGAGCUAAUGACAGACCCCAAGGGUGUUUAUCGUGCGUAAUACUGGUGCGGUCUGGAACGGGAGAGGGGUUGUUGUGGAUUUCAAUACAUUAAUGGCAGAGAACAUUGUGACAGUGAUUGAUGAACAGAUCCAGUUGAGCUCGUUUUGAUGUCACUUCUCUGAUCCUCCGCUCCCAUCCUGCACACCUUUAAGAUGGGGAGGGGGGGAACUCACACGAAGUUGUGCAGCCUCUGAUUUUUAUUUUAUUGCCACAAAGGUAGCAUAUGGAACCUGCGACCAUGUGUAUAAUAUAGCUGUGGUUGAAAUGCUUAAUAUGCCUAAAUUCAAUCGUGUUCAUUAAAAUGUAUACAGGGAGAUCCUUCAUAAGAUUUUUUUAAUCUUCUUGGUUCUUUCGGUAAAGUCACGUAGAAUGGAAAUAAUAAAAUAAUAAAAAUAAAACAUUAUAAAGUAAUUCUAACAGACGCUGUCUUCUCGACAGACCUGUUAUCCACCUGAGGACGGCUGCUUGCAUUGUGGCCGAAACGUCGUGUUAUAUUAAAAUGGUUAUAUUAAAAUGGAUAAGGCAGCAACUGCAGCAGCAGCAGCAAGUGCAGCAGCAAGUGCAGCAGCAGCAGCAACUGCAGCAGCAGCAACUGCUGCAGCAGCAGUAACUGCAGCUCCCUUUGAUGCUGUUAAUCCUGCAUAAUGCACAUGCAUAUGCAGUACUAAUCACAUUCCUGCAUUUCCCAUAAAUAUGCUAAAUUCCUUUUGAUAUGCAAAUUCCUUUGUCAAUGCGCCCAGCUUAUAUAUAUGCUCCAAGCUCGUGUGCUGUUUCAUUCAGACUCUGUCGCCUCGACGGACCUGGUUUUCACCUGAGGACGGCUGCUUGCGUUGUGGCCGAAACGUCGUGAGAAUUGUUUUAUUAUGUUUUAUUUUUAUUAUUUUAUUACUUCCCUUCUACGUGACUUUACCGAAAGAACCAAGAAGAUGAAUCCCUGCAGUCACGAAAGCUUUAAAUCGAAAUAUUUUUAUUAUUUUAUUAUUUACAUUCUACGUGACUUUACCGAAAAAACCAAGAAGAUGAAUCCCUGCAGUCACGAAAGCUUUAAAUCGA